This is a messenger RNA of Spinacia oleracea (spinach), 3857 nucleotides long. Its product is annotated as protein transport protein SEC24 B-like. The coding region runs from base 230 to 3538 and encodes 1102 amino acids. Gene Ontology annotation, cellular component: COPII vesicle coat; endoplasmic reticulum exit site. The record is from RefSeq and is a predicted model, not a curated record. NCBI's taxonomy places the organism in Eukaryota, Viridiplantae, Streptophyta, Magnoliopsida, Caryophyllales, Amaranthaceae. Gene Ontology annotation, biological process: endoplasmic reticulum to Golgi vesicle-mediated transport; intracellular protein transport; COPII-coated vesicle cargo loading. Gene Ontology annotation, molecular function: zinc ion binding; SNARE binding. The transcript is spliced from 25 exons.
CGGAAAGUCUCCUUUCAUACUUUCCUCUCGUAUGUCCGAAGUAGAACUACCACUUAUGUGGCACUCCGGUCGAUUUAACACAUAAACAAUUCUCUCUCUACAUUCUCUCUCCUCUUUCCCCGGUGACUUCAAUCGGAAAAUUCUCCGACGUUCAUCAAGGCGGAUACUAGGGCUUCUGAAAAGGUGAUUGUAUUUGAGCUAAGGAUUCGAGAUUUGUUGAUAUCAAUAAAUGGCUGCUCCUGUACCUCCAGGGGCACCUAGACCAAACAACUCGCAGCCACCACCCCCAAAUUAUGUCCCUAAUGUGAACAGGAUGCCUGAUUCAUCCUUAUCUCAAAAUUUCCAGAACUUACAUAUCAAUCAGCCGCCUAAUGCUCCACCGCCAUCUUCAGCUGGUCCUGUUAGGCCUCCGCCUUUCGGGCAGACCCCUCGUUUUCCUCCAUCAGCUGCUGGUCCACCCUCUUCCUUUCCCGGGCCCUCUCCCAUUUCCAGGCCUGGCCCUCCACCACCUGGUGUAGUCCCAAGAGCUGCAGCAGCUCCCUCGGGUCCUAUGGCCUCACCCAGUAUGAUACCUGGUAGACCCUCUGUUCCUCCACCUGGUGUUCAACCUCAGCCGUUUGCUUCUAGACCUCUUUCUCAAGGACCUUUCUAUGCAGGUGGUCCAGUUGUCCCUUCUCCCGGGACCCCUACUUCAGCUCCUCCCAGAACUCAACCUAUGGCUCCACCUUUGAUGGCUCAUCACGGUGGGUAUGGAUCUCUUCCAAUGGCUACCAGUCAAGUUGCUCCGUCGACAGCUCCUCCAGGAAUGGUUAGUAAUGGACCUCCUACGUUCCAGGCCGGGACAUUGUCAGGUGGACCUCGUUUUGCUUCUCCUGGAGGUCCACAGCAGCCACCAGUUGGUCCUCCUCCGCUGUCUGCUGCAUCAUUUAGGGCUCCAAUCCAAGCUCCACCUAUGCGCUCUUUUCUUGGAACUGGACCUGCUGGUUUACAAAGUGAUCAUGCAUCUCCUUCUUUAUAUCAGUCCUCUUCUCCUUUCUCAGUUCCACCUCAGGUACAGGGUGCACCACCUUCUUUGGGAUCUCAAUUUGGUAUGCAGCCUCCACAAUUACGGCAGGUAAGAGUGACUCCUCCUCUAUCAAUGCCAGGUUCUGUACCACCACCUAGGAUGUAUGGUAUGCCACCAUCAGGACCAGCUCAAACCAUGGCUAAUAUGCCUGGUAUGAGUCAGACUGGGCCAUCAAAGAUUGAUCCCAAUCAAAUCCCACGCCCUCUUCCAAAUUCAUCCACGAUUGUGCAUGAAACUCGUGUUGGCAAUCAGGCUAACCUUCCUCCGCCUGCUACAAGUGAGUACAUUGUCAAAGACACUGGAAAUUGCAGCCCUCGUUACAUGAGGUGUACAAUCAAUCAGAUCCCUUGUACUGCUGACCUUCUUGGAACAUCUGGAAUGCAAUUAGCGCUGUUGGUUCAGCCAUUAACGCUUCCUCAUCCAUCCGAGGAGCCUAUCCAGGUGGUUGAUUUUGGGGAAGGUGGUCCUGUCCGAUGUUCUCGCUGCAAAGCCUACAUAAAUCCUUUUGUGAAAUUUAUUGAUCAAGGAAGGAGAUUCAUUUGUAACUUCUGUGGUGUUACUGAUGAAACUCCUCGUGAUUACCUCUGUAAUUUAGGGCCUGAUGGCCGGCGUAGAGAUGCUGAUGAUAGGCCUGAGUUGUGUAGAGGGACAGUUGAGUUUAAUGCUCCUAAAGAGUACAUGGUGCGUGAUCCGAUGCCUGCCGUCUUUUUCUUCCUCAUCGACGUGUCAAUGAAUGCAUUACAAACUGGUGCAACUGCAGCAGCUUGCAGUGCUAUUAACCAAGUCAUUGCUGACCUCCCCGAAGGUCCGAGGACAAUGGUGGGUAUUGCAACAUUUGAUUCGACAAUACAUUUUUACAAUUUGAAACGUGCAUCACAGCAGCCACUGAUGCUCAUAGUUCCUGAUGUACAAGAUGUUUAUACACCUCUUGAAACUGACGUGAUAGUCCGGCUUUCAGAGUGUCGUCAGCAAAUUGAGUUGUUACUUGAAAGCAUCCCAACCAUGUUUCAGAGUAAUAUGACUGCAGAUUCGGCUCUUGGUGCAGCAAUCAAGGCUGCAUUUUUGGCAAUGAAGAAUACAGGGGGAAAACUUUUGGUCUUUCAAUCAGUGUUACCUUCAGUUGGUAUCGGUGCACUUUCGGCUAGGGAGGCAGAAGGCCGAAAUAAUACUUCUGUGGGUGACAAAGAAGCCCAUAGAUUGCUACAGCCUGCUGACAAAACAUUAAAAGAAAUGGCCAUUGAAUUUGCUGAGUUCCAGGUUUGUGUGGAUUUUUUUAUUACCACCCAGUCCUAUGUAGACGUUGCUUCCAUCUCUGUCAUCCCAAAGACUACUGGAGGACAGGUCUAUUACUAUUACCCUUUCUCGGCUGUAUCUGAUACUGCCAAGCUUUGUAAUGACCUUAGAUGGAAUGUGACAAGACCACAAGGUUUUGAAGCAGUUAUGCGUGUAAGGUGCAGUCAGGGUCUUCAAGUCCAAGAGUACUCAGGAAACUUCUGCAAACGUAUUCCAACAGAUGUUGAUCUCCCUGCGAUUGAUUGUGACAAGGCUCUUAUGGUCUCCCUAAAACAUGAUGAUAAACUACAAGAUGGUGCGGAAUGUGCUUUCCAGUGUGCACUUCUCUACACUACUGUUUAUGGACAACGAAGAAUUCGUGUUAGCACCCUUUCUCUUACAUGCACAAGUGUUCUGAGUAACUUGUUCCGCUCAGCUGAUUUGGAUACUCAAUUUGCAUGUUUCAUGAAGCAAGCUGCCGUUGGGGUUCCCACCACUCCGCUCUUGCAAGUGAGGGAACAGGUGACAAACCACUGUGUCAACAUUCUGCAUUCGUAUAGAAAAUUCUGCGCAAAUUUAUCUGUAUCGACAGGUGGACAGCUCAUUCUUCCAGAGGCCCUCAAGCUUUUGCCACUGUACGCCCUUGCAUUAAUAAAAAGCAUCGGGUUGCGGACCGAUGUGCGGACAGAUGAUCGUUCCUUCUGGAUAACAUCUGUCUCGUCCUUGUCUACUCCGUCGGCAGUUCCACUGGUGUAUCCUAGGAUGUUUGCUGUCGAUCAUCUUGGAUCCUAUGAGAUGGAUGGAUCCAUUAUUCCUCCAGUUAUCCCGCUUUCUAGCGAGCAUGUCAGUGAUGAAGGGAUUUACCUUCUUGAGAAUGGGGAGAAUGCCUUGGUCUAUGUUGGGACCUCUGUGGAUCCUAGUAUUUUACAAUGUCUUUUUGAUACAACCUCCAUUGAUGAAGUUCCGACUCAGUUUGUGUUGCAGCAAUACGACAAUUCCCUGUCUAAGAAGUUUAAUGAGGUCGUCAAUGAGAUAAGACGGCAGAGGUGUUCCUACCUCCGAUUCAAGUUGUGCAAGAAAGGGGAUGCUUUAGGAACUCUAUUCUUCUCAUAUAUGGUAGAAGAUAAAACUCCAACAGGUCUCUCUUAUGUUGAGUUUUUGGUGCAUAUUCAUCGACAGAUCCAAGGUAAAAUGGCUUAAGUUUAACGUAUUCUUCUAUACUCAGACAUAGAGAUAAUAGCUAGAUUAUAGAAAGUAAUUUAAGGCUUUGAAUCAAGUUGCUUAUACCUUUUCUUUCCUUCUCCUUAUAAGCAUUUUUAUUUGAAAGAAGUUUUGAGAUUAGAGAUAAUUUUCCUCAUUCUUUUCCCUUUCGCGGCCCCGUUAUUUAGAGUUCAAUUUAUUGGUUGAUUCAUUUCUCCCAUAUGAGAGAAAUAAAAUCUUCUAUGUUCUCAUUUUGAUAUCGCUAUACUACACAAAUCUUUCUUUUCAUACUUAAUAUUUUACUUGGAAUCAAGAGUUA